AUUGUACAGAAAACUAUCCUCGCCACCCUGGCCUCCUCGAGUGACAUCCGAGAAAAGCUGCGCAAGAAGCGACGUGCUUUACAAGACACUUUGGUAAAAAACAAAAAUGAGGACGACAUUCAGGCUCUGGUUCCGUCUACCAGUUUGAAAGAGGAGAAACUUCAAACUACAGUGAAGGAACCUCAAAGCAGCGAGGAAGACCCAGGGGAGACACUGAAACGCACGUUAAGGGCUCAGAGACAGAGGCGGAAGAAAAGGCUGCUUGACCAGUCUUCAGCUCAGGAGUCCCAUGAUGAUGAUGUGGAGGAGAUCUCCACCGUUCAGCCCCACAGUGAAGAUGAGGGAUCGGCUGAAAAGGCAGCUGACCCAGCGGUUUUGUCAAGACCUCCAACUGGAUCUCAGAGAAGUGUCUCCUCAAGACUUCAGCAUACUCCCAGCUCUCAGCAUUUAGACAGCUUUGUGACACGGCGCUUGGAAGAGAAACUGAGAGCAGCCAGAUCUAAAGGUGAGAGCCUUCAGCAGGAGGAGGCCUCUCUCGAGCCAGCCAGUCGCCUUCAGAGCCUCAGAGAUAGAGACACUGUAACAAGGUUUGACCGAGAGGUUGAUCCAGACAGAGCUGGAGGACACGAUGACCCUCUUGCACUCAGCACCAGGGUGAAGUUCAGAGAAGCAGCAAGACAAACAGGAAAAGGCCUACCGACUGCUGAGGAGGCAUACAACUUCUUUACACUCAACUUUGAGCCAGAUCCACCAGAUGGGACUGAGAAGAAGAACAAGAAAAAAGAAAAACAGAAAAAAACAGCUGAGGAGGGCAGAGAUGAAGAAGGAGAGGACGAAGCUGAGGAGCAGGAAGAUGCUGAAGCAGAUGAUCAAGAUGAAAAUGAAGACCAGAGUGAAGAAGUUCCUCUUGUACGAGAUGAAGAGGAUUUAUUUGUCAUUGAGCAGUCACCACAGGACUUCCUGGAAGUGAGGAAAGCAGUGUAUGUUGGGUACCAAAAACGUGUUCUGCAAGAGAGUGAGCGCCUUUUUACACCAAGUUUUCGAACAGUCCCAACCUCAAGUAAACUGCCUGAGAACACGAAGCCCCGUUAUCUGGAGGAUGAGGGUCUGUAUGUAGGGGAGAGGCCUCCUGUAUCCCUGACCAAUGAGAACAUUCUGGAGAACCGCAUUUUGAAAGCAGACGGGGGAAAGAAGUGGUUUGGAGAUGACGGCAGGAUCAUGGCUCUGCCUGACCCCAUAAAGGAAUCAUCCACCAGACCGCCUCUCUUCCACAUGGAGGAAGACCUGGACCCUGCACUGCAAACUGUGUACAGGAAGGCCCUGAAGUCCAAGUAUGCAAAUUUGUAUAUCUCUGGUGCAGCGGACCCUGAGGGGGACUACCAGCUUGAUGUUGAUGUCGCUGGGCUGAUCUUCUCUCAUCACCCACUUUUCAGUCGUGAACAUGUACUGGGGGCCCGUCUGGCUCAGCUGUAUGAUCAGUACCUCACCAGGCAGCGCAAUAAUCUCACAGGACACCUGACUGACAAGUUGAAUGGACUAAGAAGUGCACUGCGAAAUAUGCUUGAGGUCCAUGGUGGGGAGAACCUCACUCAAGCCAUGCAGCAGAGGAUAGCAGAGUACAGUCGGGAGGUUAGGAACACUCGGCAGCUACGAGACACUGAACAGGAGAAAGACAGGACUCUGCUGAAAAGCAUAGUGAAAGUGUGGAAGGAGAUGAAGGCCCUGAGAGACUUUCAGAAGUUCACCAACACACCCUAUAAGCUCUACCUCAGGAGAGAGAAUGUGGACCGGGUAACAGAUGAGCGAGAGUAUGAAGAGGAUAUCUGGGCAGAGAUUGUGGAAUUGGAGGCAGAGACUGAUGAGGAUUACCAGAGAAAGCUGGCCGAGUACAAGAAACAGCUGGAGGAGUGGAAACUCUGGAGAAGAAAGCAGAGAGCCAAAAAGAAGAAGCGAAAAAAGAAGAAGAAAGGCCAGCCACAGGAUGACACCGAAGAAGAAGAUGAAGACCAGGAGGUGAGUGAAUCAGAGGGGCCCAUUGAAGAAGGACCCCCGAAGCCGGAGCCUCCAGAGAAGCCAGACUUUGAUUCUAUAGAGCAGCGAGUCCGAGAGAAAGCCUCCAGGAUACGCAGGAAACCAGGAGAAUCCAUCCUGAUCCCUGAGCUGUCUGCAUCUGGAAACAUCACUGCCAGUGAACUCUGCCCCAGGCCUGAAAUAGCUCGAAGAGAGGACGUUAAGAAGCGUUCUCAUUUCAUCAAGAUCCUAUACAAUGGCAAAGAAGUCUCCCGAACAGACAGCAGACCCUUGACCUCUGAUUUCACAGGGCACUUUGGCCAGAUUUUCAAUCUCAAGAUAGUUAACUGUCCACAGAGCAUCAACUUACAGGUGUUUGAGGAGAUUGGCUCAUCAUGCUCCCUCCUGGCUCAAGUGUUUGUUCCAGUGCCAGAACCCUCAGUUUUGACGGGCAAGGUCCCUCUGGAGGAAUUUGAGUUCAGCAGCAACCAGAGAGUGAUGUUUGACCAUGAGGGUGUUGGAAGUGACGUGCCCCUCUCCUUUGAGGCUGAUGGCGGUAACAAACAGACCCUGCUGACCUCUGGGAAGCUGUCGUGCUGUGUUUCGUGGGGGAUUGGGGAGGAUGACGUACCGCUCGCCCCUCCUGUGUCUCAACAGCCUGGCGGUAAGAACAGUGGCUUGGGCCGUCUUGAUGCGGUCACAUAUAUCGGGGCAUCUGGACUAUAUGACAUGAAAAAAAUUGGAGAGUGGGCCACGCAGUCUCGACUGGACCCCAACGAUCCCAAAAAUGCCUCCAUCAUGCAACUGCUGAAAGUGGCCAGUAGUGGAGAGGUAACAGCUCCAGAGUACUUCCGUCUGGAGCAGCUGCAGGAGGAGUUCAACUUUGUGACUGAUGAAGAGUUGGACAGGUCCAAAAGAUUUCGGCUGCUCAGGCUCAGGAACCAGGAAGUUGCAGAGUUUCGAAAUUACAAGUGUGUUCCUGCCCUGGAGAGGGAGGUCACUGACAAGGUGUUCCAGGAAUAUGAGAAGAGACUGAAAGAGACAGAGAAAGUUGACACUAAACAACAUCUGGAUUCACACAGAGCCUUAGUGGCCAAAUACCUCCAGAAGAUCCGAGAAUCUGUCAUCAACAGAUUUCUUCUUGCCAAGCAUCACUACCUUCUGUCUGACUUGGUGACAGAAGAGGAGAUACCAAGCAUCGGGAUUCUGGGAAUGAACCUUUUCAAGCUGGCUGAACCCAAGCGGCCGCUGAAACCUCAGAGGAAAGAGAGAAAGAAGGUGACGGCUCAGAAUCUGUCUGAUGGAGACAUUAAACUGUUGGUAAACAUCAUCCGGGCCUACGACAUCCCCGUCCGCAGGCCCCAGAGCAGCAAACCAGGACAGUCGUCUCAGAGCGUCAUCCAGGGCAGCGAUUGGCUUGUCAACCAGAUACAAGUGAGGCCUUUUGUGGAGGUUUCCUUCCAGCGCACAGUGCUACAGACAACCACAGCUGAUGGACCAAACCCCUGCUGGAACGAGGAGCUGCAGCUACCGUUUAGCGCCCCAAAUGGUGACUACAGUGCUGCAGUCUUGCAGUCAGUCAGAGACGAAGUCUUCAUCAACAUAUUUGAUGAGGUGGUUUAUGAAACUGGAGUGAGUGACAAAGACAGAGGGAAAUCAAUACACACCUGGGUAGAGAAGCAUUGGCUGGGUUCUGUCAGGAUUCCUUUCAGCACCAUUUAUUCUCAGUCCAAGAUUGAUGGAACAUUCAAGGUGAAUACACCAGCAGUGUUACUGGGGUACAGUAAGGAGCGGAGCCAUGGCACUAACACUGGUUAUGACACUAUGAGGAGCCUGAGCGAGGGAGCAUUUAUCACACUCUUCAUCACCAUUGAACCUCAGCUGGUGCCUGGAGAGUCCAUCAGGGAAAAGUUUGACAGCCAAGAGGAUGAAAAUCUACUGCAGGCUUCAGAGAGGUUUGAGAAGGACGUGGCACAGCGCUACCCGGACCGACCCUGCGUUACCACCGUCAUAGACCUCAACGGGAAGACGGUCUUCAUCACACGUUAUAUUCGACCACUCAACCCCCCACGGGAGUUACUGGAUGCAUUCCCUGAUAACCUCCAGGAAGCCUCGGCCCUGGUUGCCCGAUUCGUCUCACUCAUCCCGUCUCUGCCAGACAGCAUUUCAUUUUCUGGUGCCUGUGAUCUGUGGAGCACCUGUGAUCAAUUCCUCAGCCUCCUGGCAGGAGAUGAAGAAGAACACGCUGUCCUGUUGUGCAACUACUUCCUGUCAAUGGGAAAGAAAGCCUGGCUUGUAAUUGGCACUGCUAUACCAGAGGGGCCCACAGCAUAUGUCUUGACUUUAGAGCAGAACCGCUACCUGAUCUGGAAUCCCAGCAGUGGUCAGUACUACGGACAGUAUGACACCUUCUGCCCGCUGCAAACAGUUGGCUGCCUGGUUAAUGCUGAAAAUGUGUGGUUCAACAUUCAAGAGUAUACGUCACCGAUGACGAUGAGUUUUGACAGCAGUAAAGCCCAUCUGUGGAAGCCGUUUUUCUCCCGAUCCUUCUCCGACCCUGGGCUGUCCAGUGUACAAGUAGAGGAGCUGGCAUAUCGGCGCACAGACAGAGCAGCUGCAGCAGAGCUUCAGGACAGAAUUGAGAAGAUCCUGAAGGAGAAGAUCAUGGAGUGGCGACCUCGUCACCCAACCCGCUGGAAUCGCUACUGCACCAACACCCUGAAACAGUUCCUGCCCAAACUGGAGCUGAGCAGGGGGCGGGACAUGGCUGAGGGGCACCGCCACGAGCUGCAGAGCCUGCUGGGAGACAACAGGAUUUCAGGAUUCCCCCUGAAUCUGCCUUUCUCUGAGAUCCGGCCCAUCAUAGAGGCGGUGUACAGCACUGGAGUUCACAACGUUCACGCAUCCAAUGUGGAGUUUGCCUUGGCAGUGUAUGUGCACCCCUACCCUAAUAAUGUCCUGUCUGUGUGGGUGUACCUGGCCUCGCUGGUGCGUACAUGAUACAAGAGACACUCAUCUCACUGUGGAUCACUGUGCCUCACUGCUUUUGUAUAGAAAUGUGCUAAAGCUUUAUUUAAGCUGACAACUUUAUGUAAUCACAUUACUCACACACUGUUUUUACACUAUUGUAAAUGUAAUGUAUAUAAUGGAUAUCAAGUAAAGAAGUUAUCAGUUUUAUAUCUGUACAUCAAAUCCAAUACAAUUUAAUAACUUUGUAUUAAAUCACAAUUUUUUGGACUUUAUAGUACUCACUUGGUCCUUGACAUUUAUUAAUUUAUGUUGUAUAUAUGAAAGAGCCAGACAGUAACAGGGUUCCUACAGGUUAAGGCACGUUGGAUUUAAGACUUUUUUGAUGCCACUGGGAAUAAAACUUCAGACCAAUUUAACGAAAACUGAAAUUUAAAAAAUAAAAAAAUAAA
Messenger RNA from Epinephelus fuscoguttatus (brown-marbled grouper), 5429 nucleotides. RefSeq names its product coiled-coil and C2 domain containing 2A (gene cc2d2a). The record is from RefSeq and is a predicted model, not a curated record. NCBI's taxonomy places the organism in Eukaryota, Metazoa, Chordata, Actinopteri, Perciformes, Serranidae. Gene Ontology annotation, biological process: non-motile cilium assembly; protein localization to ciliary transition zone. Gene Ontology annotation, cellular component: ciliary transition zone. The transcript has 38 exons. The annotation marks the transcript as partial.